GAGGAGCAGGGCGUCAUGGAACGCGGACCCCCCAACAUGACUGUGACUCCGCCUGAACAUCGGAUAAAUGAUUCCCACAAUUCAACGGACUAUAAUGAAAAUGAGGAUCCACUUAUUAGACUUAACUUUUAUGACUGGAGGAACCUCCUCUCUCUGUUCAUUGCCCUGCUUGGGUUGAUCGGGAACGGUGCCGUCCUGUGGCUCCUGGGCUUCCGCAUCCGGAGGAACCCCUUCUCCAUCUACAUCCUCAACCUGGCGGUGGCUGACGCCAUCUUCCUCUGCUUCUCCUUUCUGAUCACUAUAGAUACACUUUUUAGAUCGAUUUUUGAAUAUUUAACAGGGAUAAUGCUGCUCUUCCUCAGAUUUAUAUUCUACACUGCGGGCCUGAGCCUCCUGGCCGCGAUCAGCACCGAGCGCUGUCUCUCUGUGCUCUUCCCCAUCUGGUACCGAUGUCGCCGCCCCAAGCACACGUCGGCCGCGGUCUGCGCCGGGCUCUGGGCUCUGGCUGGGGUGUUCGGGCUACUGUCUCUUGUUUUUGGGGACUGUUUUUAUCUUAACUUGUUCACCUUCAUCACCAUCCAGGGUUCGUGGUUCCUCCUCGUCACGUUUGUGAUGGGCGUGUCCAGCCUGACUCUGCUGCUAAGGGUCCAGUGCGGUUCCCAGCGCCGGCGGCUUCCCAGGUUCUACCUCCUGAUCCUGCUCACCGUGCUUGUGUUCCUGUUCUGCGGCCUGCCCUGGGGGAUCUGGGCUGUCCUAUAUUUCUGGUUCAACAUAUUCCUCAUACCUUAUUGGCUCUGUGACCUCCUGGCCUGUGUGAACAGCAGCGUGAACCCCCUCAUUUACUUCUUCAUAGGCAGACUAGGGAAUAGGAAGAGGGAGCCUCUCAGGGUGGUGCUUCAGAGGGCCUUUGGGGAUGAGCAGGAGUUAGGAAGUGGGACAACAAACAUCCCCCACGCCAGCAGCCCGGAGACUACACUCGGAGCCUAA
This is a messenger RNA of Antechinus flavipes (yellow-footed antechinus), 987 nucleotides long. Its product is annotated as mas-related G-protein coupled receptor member X4-like. NCBI's taxonomy places the organism in Eukaryota, Metazoa, Chordata, Mammalia, Dasyuromorphia, Dasyuridae. Gene Ontology annotation, cellular component: membrane. Bases 16 to 987 code for a protein of 323 amino acids. The transcript has a single exon. The record is from RefSeq and is a predicted model, not a curated record. Gene Ontology annotation, biological process: G protein-coupled receptor signaling pathway. Gene Ontology annotation, molecular function: G protein-coupled receptor activity.